Carassius carassius (crucian carp) is the source of this 4547-nucleotide messenger RNA. RefSeq names its product interferon-induced very large GTPase 1-like. The coding region runs from base 1 to 4545 and encodes 1514 amino acids. Lineage: Eukaryota; Metazoa; Chordata; Actinopteri; Cypriniformes; Cyprinidae. The record is from RefSeq and is a predicted model, not a curated record. The transcript has a single exon. Gene Ontology annotation, molecular function: GTP binding.
AUGUUAACUGCUCAUUCCUUAAAGUCCCAUAAUUCUUGUGCUGAGGAGAAGCUGGUUUGGAGUUUCAUACAAAUACUACUUAUGAUAAACUACAGAGCAAGAUUCACUAAUGUGAAAGAUACCAAUGAACAGCAUCACACACAACAAACAGACAGUGAAUCAUCUGAAGACAACAGUGAUAUUUUGAAAGCAAUGUCUUAUUCUAAUAAAGGAACAGGCUAUUCUGAGCGAAUCCACCCGAUGGAUGUUCAGAUGGCGGUGUUUCAUUGUGCUGAUGGUUUCCUGAAGCAGCUGAUGGUGACUAAACUGUCCCAGUGUCAGUACGCUCUGCUUCUGCUUGUUCCUGAUCCAGUCACAAAACAGAUUGAGUUUCCUCUCUGGACAUUCAGACAAAUCAACAAGAGCUGGAAGACGAGAAACACCAACAUUGAGACCAUCAGUCAAACCCAGCCGAUCUACAAGACACAAACUCCUAUGGUGUUUUUCUUCAGGUUUGGCUCUGUGUCUUCAUCCAAGUCUCAGCUGAUGAACAGUUUGAUCAAUGAGAAACACAACACGUUCUUCCACAGGAACUGUCCAGGCAGCAGCAGAACCAGAGUCCUGAUGGAUGGAGUGGUGGAGAUCGCCUGGUUCUGCCCCUCUGGGAAAAACACAGAUCAAUUCACUGACUGUGUUGCAUUCUGUAAUCUACACGGUGAUUCAGGAGACCAUGAGAAACAGUUGCAGAUCCUCACUGAAAUGGCCUCAGUCAUUGUUGUUCUUUUGCCACGACUGGACAGGAAUGACAGAAGUGCAGCAAUGAUGAAUAACAUGUUUGGAAACAAAAAGCCACUCAUUUGUCUUUUUACGGAGGAUGAAUCUACUGUAACUGAGGUGAAGAAAGGGAAAUUCAAAAUCGGUUUGAAAGACAGAAAUCAGUCAGAUGUGUCUGAAGAACUUAGAAGAACUAUAAAUGAGUGUCUCUCAGAAACAUCUUCCACUUUCAGACUUGAAGAUGUGUCCAAGCACUCAGAUAUCAGAGUAGAUGAGGAAGAUGAUGACUGCAGGAGAGGAAGAGCAGCAGCACAGCAGAUGAUGAGUUUACUGGAGAAUAAAGAUCUGACAGAAAUCAAGGAAUUAUUUCUGCCUCAUCAGGGGAAACUGUGGCAUCAGUGGAGUCAGAAGAACAAAGAACUACAUCGACAUCGAGGAGAAGAAACAGAAAAGGAAAUAAGCAGAAAACAUACAGAACUACAGGAAAUCCGUGAACACCAGCAUAAAUUUAAAAUCAGCAAAUUUAUGAAGUUCUUUAUAAAAAAAAUUAAUUCAGAAGCUAUAAAUGAGAUGUAUUUCUUAAAGUGGCUCAGAAUCCUCCUGGAUGAACACAGAUCAGCUGACCUUUCUGCUCUACAUCACAAGUGGUCAGCAGUUGUAAAACCGAAAGAGAGUCAUGAUGAAUCUGAACAACUCCUAGCUGGACUAAAUGAACUUGAGAAGAUAUCUGAGAAGCUUCAAGCUACAGCCUUUGGUUUGGAGCACAUCAUGAGGGAGAUUGGUCAGAUCUAUGAAUCAUGUUCAUCUGUGAAGAAGAACAAGAAAGAUCUGCAGGUUCACUUCUCUUCUCUCCCGAGUCUUGCAGCACAGAUGAUGAUCUCUGGAUUUCCCCUGGAGCUGAUGGAUGGAGAUGCUGCUCAUGUUCAUGUGAUCUGGAUCUCUGCUGUUCUAGAUCAACUCGUCCAGAAACUGGGAGACCAGCGAGUCUUUGUGCUGUCAGUUUUAGGGAUUCAGAGCUCUGGGAAAUCCACCAUGCUGAACGCUAUGUUUGGACUUGAGUUUGCCAUCAGUGCAGGCAGGUGCACCAGAGGAGCUUUCAUGCAGCUGGUCAGAGUCUCAGACGCGAUCAAAACACAGAUGAAGAUUGACUUCAUUCUGGUUGUUGAUACUGAGGGUCUUUGUGCUCCAGAACUGGCUGGAAGAUCAACAAGACAUCAUGAUAAUGAAUUGGCCACAUUUGUUGUAGGUCUUGCAAAUCUGACCUUGAUCAACAUCUUUGGAGAAAACCUGUCUGAGAUGCAGGACAUUCUUCAGAUUGUUGUUCAGGCCUUCCUGAGGAUGAAGAAGGUCAGACUGAAUCCCAGCUGUGUGUUUGUGCAUCAGAACGUUUCAGACGUCACAGCUGAAGAGAAAAAGAUGGAGGGAAGGAGACGACUGCAGGAGACACUGGAUGAGAUGACAAAACUCGCUGCUAAAGAUGAAGUCUGUGAUGCAGAAUGUUUCAGUGAUGUCAUUAGAUUUGAUGUUCAGAAAGAUGUGAAGUAUUUUGCUCAGCUCUGGGAGGGCAGCCCACCAAUGGCACCACCAAACCCAAACUACUGUGAGAACAUUCAAGAACUAAAGGAAUCUGUUAUUUCUAAUGCUGCAAAAUCAGAUGGAAUUAGGCUGAUAGAUUUAAAAGAUUGUAUUAAAGAUCUCUGGGAGGCUUUACUGAAUGAAAGAUUCGUCUUCAGCUUCAGAAAUUCCCUGGAGAUUUCAGCUUACAGGAAACGAGAAUACAACAAUUCGUCCUGGAGCCUUCACAGUGCCAUGAUGGAAACUGAUAACAAACUAGCCAACAAAACAGAAAAUGAAGCAAUUCAUGAGGUUGAGGAAACUGAUCUUCAAGAAGAACUGAAGGAUACAAGUGAAGAAGUUAAAAAAUAUACAUUCGAAUUCUUUGAGAAAGACAAAUAUAAACAUAUACUGAUUCAGCAGAAAAAAUCAUUGGACAUCAAAAUAAAAGAUGUUCAGGAAAACAUUGUGAGAGAAAGAAAGAGGAAAUUAAAUGAGACUCAUGUAAACACCCUGCAUGAAAAGAGCAGAGAUCUUGCCUUGAAACCUAAAAACAGAGAAAAUUAUGAAGAAACACUGAAGAAAGAGUUUGAUUUGUUUUGGAAACAGUAUCUGAAUAAGAUCAUCACAGACACUCCUGCAAUCAAAGACGUUGACAUAAUGAGAGAUGUGAAACUCCUCCUCGAUGAUGUCUAUGAAAGUGCUCCUGUAGAUCACUGGAGGGAGAGCAGGGAUAUUUUUACUGUGACCAGUUAUGCAGAUUAUGUACAGUUAAAGAAAUACUUUGGAUUGAAAGGAGCUAUAAAAAAUGCUUUCAGAUCAGCAAAAGAGAUAUUGGGGAAAAUUUUAUCUCUGGAGGAUGAAUCCCAAAUACGUUUAUUAGUCACAGACAUUUUGCUGAAGACAGAAAAACUGAUUCAGUCAUUUAACAUUUCAGAAAUGGGCUACAACAUCAGCAGCAUUCAAAUACUCAUAGGUUACAUCAAGGCAAGAGUAACAGGCCAUCAGGAAGGACAAGGGAAAUAUGUCUUCAAGAAUGCAUUCGUCAAAGAUUUGGUUCUUUCCAUCUUUAAGAGAGCAAACAAGAUGAUCACUGACCAACACAGGCUGUUCAGGGAAGCUAAUGAUCCUGUCAUAUAUGUUGAGAGGAAGAGAGAAGAGUACAAUAGUAUUUUUCAGAUAUUCUGUCAUGAAGCAACAUCAACUGCCGUUUUUGGUGAGUUUAUCUGUCAGAAACUGAAAGAGCCCAUUGAGCAGAGUGUCUACAUGAAGACUGCUAGAGAUCUGACAUAUGAAAUGAGAUCAAACUGUGAAUCACUGAAUGGAAACAGAUCGAAACUGGAGAAACACGUCCUGAAGACACUGGCAGAAGAGGAGGACUUUGACAAAUACAUGAACUACAUUCAUAAUCCCAGAGAUCACUUCAAGAGUAUCAUCAGAGAUAAAGUCAGUCAGUACAUCACUGAUCAGUUCAGUGACAGUGUUUUACCCAAGAUGAAGGAGAACACUGAACUCCUGCAGCAGAAGAUCUUGGAAGCAGCUCAUCACUCUACUGAACAUGUUCAAGAGAAGAGAGGAGAUGCUGAUUUGUGGUUGAAGAGUUUCACACAACAGCUCUCAGAUGAGCUGGUCUUCUCUGAAGAAGACCUCUGCGGAGUCAAACAUGGUCAUAUUGAUGUUGAUUUCAAAUUCCUAGAAGACGUGAUAAGAAAAGAACUAAGUACCAUAACAUCUAACAUCCACAAAGCUAAUAUAUCCAAUAAAAAAAUGGACUUCAGGUUCAGGCCAGAUGAGCUUCUGAUUGAUCACUUCUGUCAUUGCUGUUGGGUUCAGUGUCCGUUCUGUGGAGCCACCUGCACCAACACCAUAGAAAACCAUGAUGGAGAUCACAGUGUUGCUUUCCACAGAGUCAUUGGAAUUAAAGGACACCGUUGCUUUCUAUCACAGAAUUUCUGUGUGGAUAUUUGCACAAAUUUAGUGGCAAGUGAUAAAGACUUUCUUACAUUAGAUGGAUUGUAUCCAUAUAAUGAAUACAGAAAAGCAGGAGGAGUUUAUGCGAAGUGGAGCAUCACUCCUGACUGCUUUGAACUGCCUUACUGGAAGUGGUUUGUUUGCAGAUUUCAGAAAGAUCUGGAAAAUCACUACAAGAAAGAAAUUUUGGCAAAGGGUGAGAUUCCAAAUCAAUGGAAAAAGCUCAGAAAACAGGAUGCCAUUGAGAGUUUGGAUAAAUACUUUUAAAA